Molecule: messenger RNA, 2181 nt
Organism: Caenorhabditis remanei
Lineage: Eukaryota; Metazoa; Nematoda; Chromadorea; Rhabditida; Rhabditidae
Exons: 8
Coding region: 1-2181 (726 amino acids)
Biological process (GO): mitochondrial translation; ribosome disassembly
Cellular component (GO): mitochondrion
Molecular function (GO): GTPase activity; translation elongation factor activity; GTP binding
Source: RefSeq, a predicted model, not a curated record
AUGAUCCGCUUGAUAUCAAUAUCAAGGCGGUUCUACAGUACCCCGCCUCCUCAAUCAAAAAUUCGAAAUAUCGGAGUGAUCGCUCACGUCGAUGCCGGCAAGACUACAGUAACCGAGCGGUUACUGUAUCUAUCGGGUGCGAUUCAGAAUCCGGGACACGUGGAUAAGGGAACUACAGUAACCGAUUAUUUGGAUAUCGAAAGGGAGCGGGGGAUUACGGUACAAUCGGCGGCGGUGAAUUUGGAUUGGAAUGGGCAUCGAAUUAAUUUAAUCGACACGCCUGGACACGUCGAUUUUAGAGUGGAAGUAGAGCGAUGUGUCCGUGUGCUCGACGGAAUUGUCGUCGUGAUCGAUGGCUCCGCAGGUGUCCAACCACAAACCCUAACCGUCUGGGAUCAAAGUUCGAAAUUCAAACUUCCCGCCCAUUUCUUCAUCAACAAAUUGGAUAAAAAAGAGGCGAAUUUCGACAAAUCAAUCGAUUCGAUUCAACAAAAACUCGGAAUUCCGACGGUGAAAACAGUGAUUCCUCUGGCAGAUGGCACUGGAAUUCUGGAUAUUCUCAAUGGACGUCUUCUCAAGUAUUCUGAAUCUGAAUCCUCCGAUUGGUUGCCUUCUGAAUCCCCACAACUUCUGGAGGCUCGUUCCGACUUGUGCUACACACUUUCCGACCAUUCUCCCGAGUUUUUCACCCAUUUUUUGGAUGAAAACGAUGGAAAUCCGAUGAAAAUCUCGCCCGGAUUCAUUCAAACGACACUUCGAAAUCUCACCGUUUCCUCUAAAAUUGCUACAGUAUCCUGUGGAUCAGCCAUUAGAAAUUUGAAUUGUGUCAGGCCGAUUCUCGAUUCGGUCGCCAACUUUUUCCCGUCUCCAGACAUGAGAAAUCGAGAAUUUCAACGAGUUUUUGGAGACGAUUUGGCCGGUUUAGUGUUCAAAAUAACCCAUGACAAACGACGUGGCCAACUCUCUUAUAUCCGUAUCUACACUGGCCGCCUCCAAAACAAUUCAUCGAUAUUCAACACGAGUCAAAUGUCGUCUGAAGGACCGCUGAAAGUGUUCACUCCGUAUGCGGAUGAACUGAAAUCAGUGGAAUACGUGGAUUGGGGAAAUAUUGCAGUCGUCGCGGGUCUUCAGAAUACAGUAACCGGCGAUACGGUAGUACAGAAUGCCGGCAGUGCGGAUAAGGCGUUUGAGACCCUAAAAUCCCUGGACCACCAGGUUGACCUCCUACAAACAAAGACUUCUCAUGAAGGUCGCGCCGUCGUUUUCUCUGGAAUCGAGACUCCGGAUGCUGUAUUCUUUUGUUGCAUUGAACCACCAUCAAAUCGACAACAGCAACAGUUCAAUCGGGCACUCGAAGAGUUACAAAGAGAGGAUCCAUCGAUGAAAAUUCGAUUUGAUAGGGAUACGGGACAGACGAUUGUGGAGACUCAGGGAGAGUUGCAUUUGGAGGCGAUUAAGGAUCGAUUGAAGAGAAAUUAUAAAUUGGAUGUUUUCAUUGGAAAGUUGCAGGUCGCCUACCGUGAAAUGCUCACCGAAGAGCUCACCCACUCAGCUAAAGUGGAAGAUGGACUCAGUGAGAAGAAACGACCGGAAUUUGUGCAAUUGACGAUGCGACUGGAACCAACGAAAGCGCAUGUCCCGUUUAAAAAGAUCGAUCUAGACCUGCCACAAACUGCGAAACCCGUCCGACUCGAUUGGCAAAAAGCGAUCGCCGAGGGAUGCUCGAAUGCUCUUCAAAAUGGCCCGUUGGCUUCGUAUCCUGUUCAUGCAGUCCGCGUGAUCCUCACCGAGUGUGUCGUCAGUGGUGGGAAGAUCAAUCCGGCGCUUUUAUCCGCAUGUGCCCAAAAAUGUGUCUCCGAAUCGCUGAGCCGCGGUGAAAUGGUGCUGACCGAGCCAGUAAUGUCAAUACAAAUCGACGUUCGAAGUGACGAACCGACUCAACCGAUACUCAAUGAACUCAUCAAACGAAGGGCUCAAUUCGAACAUUCUGACACGUUGGAUUCCACAGAAUACCGUAGGAUUCAGGCGGUUCUUCCACUUUCUGAAACUGAGAAUCUAUCGAAAACAGUGAGGACAUUGACGAGUGGAUUCGGGGAUAUAAGUGUACAAUUCAGUGGAUAUCAACAGGUUCCAGAUCAUGAAAUGAAUUCGAUUCUGCAGCGGAGGAGCGAGGGAUUUUAA